Molecule: messenger RNA, 2524 nt
Organism: Lagopus muta (rock ptarmigan)
Lineage: Eukaryota; Metazoa; Chordata; Aves; Galliformes; Phasianidae
Gene: ATP8B2
Product: ATPase phospholipid transporting 8B2
Biological process (GO): Golgi organization; phospholipid translocation
Cellular component (GO): plasma membrane
Molecular function (GO): magnesium ion binding; ATP binding; ATPase-coupled intramembrane lipid carrier activity
Source: RefSeq, a predicted model, not a curated record
GCGAAGCGGGCCCGGGGCAGCAGCGGCUGCGGCCCUGCGGGAUGGCGCCGGCGGGGCGCGUCCCGGGCCCGGAGCCAUGACGGUGCCCCGGGAGAUGCCCGAGAAGUGGCCGCGGGUCCGGGGACCGGGGGGCGCCGAGGAGGAGCGCCGGGUGCGCGCCAACGCACGGGAGUACAACGAGAAGUUCCAGUAUGCGAACAACUGCAUCAAGACCUCCAAAUACAACAUCGUCACCUUCCUGCCUGUCAACCUCUUCGAGCAGUUCCAGGAAGUGGCCAACACCUAUUUCCUUUUCCUCCUCAUUCUGCAGCUGAUCCCGCAGAUCUCCUCACUCUCAUGGUUCACCACCAUCGUGCCUUUGGUUCUCGUCUUGACCAUCACGGCCGUCAAAGAUGCCACCGACGACUACUUCCGCCACAAGAGCGACAACCAGGUGAACAACCGGCAGUCUCAGGUGCUGAUCGGCGGAGUCCUUCGUCAGGAGCAGUGGAUGAACGUCCGCGUUGGGGACAUCAUCAAGUUGGAGAACAACCAGUUUGUGGCGGCUGACCUCCUCCUCCUCUGCAGCAGCGAGCCCCAUGGGCUGUGCUAUGUAGAGACCGCCGAGCUGGACGGAGAAACCAACAUGAAGGUGCGACAGGCCACCCCCGUCACCUCAGAGCUGGCAGAUAUCAGCACACUGGCACGGUUCGAUGGCGAGGUGAUCUGCGAGCCCCCCAACAACAAACUGGACAAGUUUGGCGGGACGCUGUACUGGAAGGAGAACAAAUACCCCCUGAGCAACCAGAACAUGCUGCUGCGGGGCUGCGUGCUGCGCAACACCGAGUGGUGCUUCGGCCUCGUCGUCUUCGCAGGGCCGGACACGAAGCUGAUGCAGAACAGCGGGCGGACCAAAUUCAAACGGACGAGCAUCGACCGGCUGAUGAACACCCUGGUGCUGUGGAUCUUUGGGUUCCUGGUGUGCAUGGGGGUGAUCCUGGCCAUCGGUAACGCCAUCUGGGAGCACGAGGUGGGCGUCUGCUUCCAGAUCUACCUGCCCUGGGACGAGGGGGUGCACAGCGCCGUCUUCUCCGGCUUCCUCUCCUUCUGGUCCUACAUCAUCAUCCUCAACACUGUGGUGCCCAUCUCGCUCUACGUGAGCGUGGAGGUGAUCCGCCUCGGGCACAGCUACUUCAUCAACUGGGACAAGAAGAUGUACUGUGCCAAGCGCCGGACGCCGGCUGAGGCACGGACCACCACCCUGAACGAGGAGCUGGGGCAGGUGGAGUACAUCUUCUCCGACAAGACCGGCACCCUCACCCAGAACAUCAUGGUCUUCAGCAAGUGCUCCGUGAACGGGCACAGCUACGGCGACGCGCAGGACGUGCUGGGUCCUAAAGUGGAGCUGGGAGAGAGGCCAGAGCCCGUUGACUUCUCCUUCAACCCGCUGGCGGAUCCGGGAUUCCAGUUCUGGGACCCCAGCCUGCUGGAGGCCGUCCAGCUGGGGGAUCCCCACGUGCACGAAUUCUUCCGCCUGCUCUCGCUCUGCCACACCGUCAUGUCCGAGGAGAAGAGCGAAGGGGAGCUGUACUACAAGGCGCAGUCCCCAGAUGAGGGGGCAUUGGUCACAGCUGCCAGGAACUUUGGCUUCGUGUUCCGGUCCCGCACACCCAAAACCAUCACGGUGCACGAGCUGGGCCGAGCUGUCACCUACCAGCUGCUGGCCAUCCUGGACUUCAACAACAUCCGCAAACGCAUGUCUGUCAUCGUGCGCAGCCCUGAGGGCAAAAUCCGGCUGUACUGCAAAGGCGCCGACACCAUCCUGCUGGAGCGCCUGCACCCCUCCAACCAGGACCUGAGCAACGUCACCACGGACCACCUGAACGAAUACGCCGGCGAGGGGCUGCGCACGCUGGUGUUGGCCUGCAAGGACCUGGAGGAGAGCUACUAUGAGGACUGGGCUGAACGGCUGCGCCGUGCCAGCGGAGCUCCUGAGGCCCGCGAGGAUCGCCUGGCCCGGCUCUACGACGAGGUGGAGCAUAACAUGACGCUGCUUGGAGCCACGGCCAUCGAGGACAAACUGCAGCAGGGCGUCCCCGAAACCAUCGCCAUCCUGACGCUGGCCAACAUCAAGAUCUGGGUGCUGACGGGGGACAAGCAGGAAACAGCGGUGAACAUCGGCUACUCCUGCAAGAUGCUGACAGAUGACAUGAGCGAGGUGUUCGUGGUCACGGGCCACACCGUGCUGGAGGUGCGCGAGGAGCUCAGGAAAGCCCGGGAGAAGAUGAUGGAUGGAUCGCGCUCCAUGGGCAACGGCUUCUCCUACCAGGAGAAACUCUCCUCUUCGAAGCUCACCUCCGUGCUGGAAGCCAUCGCGGGCGAAUACGCUCUGGUCAUCAACGGGCACAGCCUGGCCCAUGCGCUGGAGGCAGACAUGGAGGUGGAGUUCCUGGAGACGGCGUGCGCCUGCAAGGCCGUGAUCUGCUGCCGUGUGACCCCCCUGCAGAAGGCACAGGUGGUGGAGCUGGUCAAGAAGUACAAGAAG